AUGUCGAGCAACAACCUCAACGCCAACGCCAACGGUGACGGGCGACAGGGCGUCGGUGGCGGUGGACCUUUGCACGCUUCGCAUCUCGGCGUCGGUGGACCAGGUCCUGGUGCAGGUGACCGGGUCGGAGGUGCAGGCGGAGGAGGGGUCGGAGGGUCCACGGGCCUGCCACCACCACUAGCCUCGACCAUGGGCGGCGGCGCAGGCGCAGGCGGUGGCGCCGGUGCAACCGUCGUCUAUGCUCCGAGUCGACUUAACGACCUGCUCGACUUUGUGCGGUCAGAGUUCGACCAGGCCACGGGGGAGAUGGGCAUGCUCAGGGCCGCGAGGGAAGAGUACGAAGCCAUGAGUGAGUGAUCGAUGAUCGUCGUCGUGUGUCUGUGUCGAGUCGAGUCCGUCUCCGCAUCCCGGCCCUCGUCGAUGCGCGACCCCCUCUCUGCUCGCCCCGAGGACGUGGUGCACGCAUACAUCGAAGUUGUCCGACCGCUCCAAUCUCGUUGCCCUCGACCUGCACCGACCGAGGCGCAGCCCACACAGCCGCUAUCCGUAUCCGUGGCCGAGGGAGAGCGCCGGGCAUCGACCACGUCGACGGCCGCCCCCGUGCCCGGCCCUGGUUCUCCUCGUCGUCGUCGCUGUCAAGCACCUACCUGCCAGGAUUGAACGCCGAUCGGCCUCGAAAAUAGCAACAAACAGAGGGAUGUGUGCUGACCGACUGUAUUGGCGCUCCCCCGCGCGCGUUUUGAACAGUCCAACUCCAUGCAAACGAAUUGAAUGCGAUGCGGUCCAUGUCGUACGACUUGGAGCGCAAACACCACGACGACAAGCGAGUGUAAGCCGCUCGAAUCCGUAGGCCGCCUGCUAGCUCGACGUUCUUCAUCUAUACUGACUUGCGCGCAAUUUCCCCCGUUGGGUUUACGGCAUCCUUUUGAACAGAUUGCAAGAGGAGAAUAUGAGGUUACAGGAAGAAACGAUUCGUCUGCGCCAACAGCUCGACCAGCGACCGCCGCCAGGCUCGUCCUCGCUACCCCUCGGUGGACUGCCACAAUCGUCUGCAUCGUCCCGACCCGUUCUGCCUUCCAUCAUGGCUGGAGGGGGUGUUGGUGGUCCUCCAGGAUCGAGUUCGGGUGGUCGACCGGGGUCAUCGGGGUUCCCGCCGAGCGAGUAUGCGGAUAGGGAUCGGUACGGACCGCCAGGGGGAGGGAUUCAGGUCCAGGGCCUACGUGACCGACCGAUCGACAGGGAUGCGGAGCACACCAAGCGAUCGAGGGAUGAGGAUGAGCGGUAUGGGGGCGCAAUGACACCCAUCGGCGCGAAAGGGAAAGGUGAGACCCGACACUGGAACAGCACGGAAUGCGAAGCUUGCGAGAGAAUGCUUGCUGACCUGAAUUUCCUGGUGCGCGUGCGCUCUUACCUUAGGCUACUCGUCGAAACCGAGUCCGAAUGUGUCCAACAUGUCGCCAUACCCUCAACAACCAGGGUCUCGACCUUCUUCGACGGCACCGAAUGGUGGGCCAAGCCGCGACCACGCCGCCUCCCCGCGUCCGCACCCCGGUUCCGAGAUGGUAGGCGGUCUGAAGGAGAACGAGGCUUUCGACCCCGAUACGACAGGGUUCAAAAAGGAAGGCAGCGACUGGUUGACGGUGUACAACCCCAACGUCAAGCGGGUGCUCGAUGUCGGGCUUGUCCACACGCUCGUCCACGAUUCGGUCGUGUGCUGCGUUCGCUUCUCCCCCGACGGCAAGGUGCUCGCGACGGGUUGCAACCGCAACACGACCCUAUACGACACCAAGACGGGGGCUAAGCUCUCGAUCCUCAACGACGACGCGUCCAACAGCAAGCAGGACAACUACAUCCGAUCGGCGUGCUUCUCCCCCGACGGGCGGUUCCUCGCGACCGGGUCCGAGGAUUGCAUAGUACGGAUUUGGAACCUUGCUCAGAAGCGCGUCGCCAAGAUCUUCUCGGGCCACAAGUCUGAAAUUUAUUCGCUUGCGUUCUCGCCGGAUGGACGACGCCUCGUCAGUGGUUCGGGCGAUCGCAGUGCCAAGAUGUGGGAUAUGGAUUCGGGGACAUGCUUGUUCACAUUGCAGAUCGACGACGUGACGAUCGCGGAGAACGGACCUGUCGACGCGGGCGUCACCUCGGUCGUGCUUUCCCCCGAUGGGCACUACAUCGCCGCCGGUUCGCUCGACACCGUCGUCCGCUUGUGGGACGCCCAUACGGGCAAGUUGUUGGACAAGCUUAAAUCGCACAAGGACAGCGUCUACUCCGUCGCCUUCUCCCCCGAUGGGAAGUAUCUCGUUUCGGGUAGUCUGGACAAGACGUUGAAGAUUUGGGAUAUGAACUCGUUCAAGGCGUUGAACAACAAGGAACCGGGGUCGAUUGCGCAAGGUGGGGAAGGGGGGAAGACGGCAUGUGUGACGACUUUGGUCGGGCACAAGGAUUACGUUUUGUCGGUGAGUAUGCUUGUGCUUAUGUCCUCCUGACGCAACCUGGAUGCUGUGAGCUGAUCCGGUUCUGCGAUAAUCUUGGAUUCAAUCCAGGUCGACACAACCCCGGACGGCCUCUGGAUCGUCUCGGGUUCCAAAGACCGCGGCGUGCAAUUCUGGGACGUCAAGACCUUCAAAGCGCAGUUCAUGCUCCAAGGCGCCAAGAACUCCGUCAUCUCCGUCGCCGUCUCCCCCGUCGGCGGGUUCUUCAGUACCGGUUCUGGCGAUCACAGUGCCAAGAUCUGGACGUAUUCGAGUUUAUAG
Molecule: messenger RNA, 2750 nt
Organism: Microbotryum saponariae
Lineage: Eukaryota; Fungi; Basidiomycota; Microbotryomycetes; Microbotryales; Microbotryaceae
Source: the annotation of a GenBank genome assembly